AUGGCAAGCAGCUUCUGGUUUGAAUUUAUCCAUUAUCCAGAUUAUGGAAUAAAGAAGCCAGUUGAGAAACCACAAAACUCCACCGCUUCCCCAAAUUUCCUCUUCUUCUUCUUCUUCAGCGUUCACAUCUUUAACGCCUUCUUCCCUUCUCGCUCUGCUGCCGCCAUGAGCUCCCUCCAUCGCGACGACACCGUUCUACUCCACGGCGACCUCGACAUCACCGUGCACGGUGCCCGCCACCUCCCCAACAUGGACAUCGUCUCCCGGUUCCUCCGCUGCUGCAUCACCCCCUGCGCUUCCGGCCUCCCCAGCGGCGGAUCGAACUCUCUCCCCGCCCCCGCCGGUCAUCCCCGCCUCGAGAAUAAGAUCGCCACCUCCGACCCCUAUGUCACCGCCUCCGUCGCUGGCGCCAUCAUCGCCCGCACCCGCGUCAUUCGCAACUCCCAUUGCCCCGUCUGGGGAGAGCACUUCAAGAUUCCCCUCGCCCACUCCGCCGCCGCCCUCAUCUUCCAUGUCAAGGACGACCACCUGUUCGGCGCCCAGAUCAUCGGUACCGUCACCAUUCCCGCCUCGCAGCUCGCCUCGGGCGAGGCGAUGGAAGAGUGGUUACCUGUGAUUGCCCCGAGUGGACGGCCGCCGAAGCCCGACACCGCCCUCCGCGUGUCCCUCCAGUUCACGCCCGUUGAGCUGACCAUUGAUUACCGCCACGGCAUCGCCGGGGACCCCCAGAAGAGCGGGGUUCGGAAUGCGUACUUCCCCGUGCGGAGGGGGUGCUCCGCCACGCUUUACCAGGACGCUCAUGUCAGAGACGGGGAGCUCCCCGGCAUCAAGCUUGAAGAUGGAGCCGUCUUUGAGCGCGAAAAAUGCUGGGAGGACAUCUGCCAUGCCAUUCUUGAGGCGCAUCACUUGAUUUAUCUCGUCGGUUGGUCGAUAUAUCACGAGGUGAAGCUGGUGAGGGAGCCAACACGGCCGCUUCCAAAUGCAGGGCAGCUCACACUGGGCGAUCUACUCAAGUACAAAUCGCAGGAGGGAGUUCGGGUCUGUAUGCUAGUUUGGGACGACAAGACUUCACACCAAAAAUUUUGUUUCAAGAUGGAAGGAGUUAUGCAAACUCAUGAUGAAGAAACCCGAAAGUUUUUCAAGCAUUCCUCUGUCAUCUGUGUCUUGACACCUCGUUAUGCAAGCAGCAAGCUUAGCAUUUUCAAGCGGCAGGUAGUUGGUUCUAUCUUUACACACCACCAGAAAUGUGUACUUGUUGAUACACAGUUUUUAGGGAAUAAACGGAAAAUAACUGCUUUCCUAGGAGGCUUGGAUCUUUGUGAUGGACGUUAUGAUACACCGGAGCAUAGACUUUUUAAUGAUCUUUAUAGCGUCUUCUCUAAUGAUUUUCAUAAUCCCACAUUUUUUGUAGAAACUAACGGACCAAGGGAGCCAUGGCAUGAUCAACACUGCAGGAUUGAAGGUCCUGCUGCAUAUGAUGUGCUGGAAAAUUUUGAACAACGCUGGCGUAAGGCAACUAAGCGGGAAUUCGGCUUCCGUAUUAAAGAAAAAGUGGCACGUUGGCAUGAUGAUUCUCUAAUAAAGCUUGAAAGGAUCUCAUGGAUAGUUAGUCCUUCAGCUAUGGUUUCAAAUGAUGAUCCAAGUUUAUGGGUUUCUAGUGAAGAGGAUUCUAAUCACUGGCAUGUUCAGAUUUUUCGCUCUAUAGAUUCUGGAUCAGUAAAAGGAUUUCCAAAGAAUCCCCAAAAUGCCCAAGAAGAGAACUUAGUUUGUCAAAAGAAUUUGAUCAUUGAUCAAAGCAUCCACACAGCAUAUGUGAGGGCAAUCAGAUCUGCAAAACACUUCAUAUAUAUUGAGAAUCAGUAUUUUCUGGGUUCUUCUUAUGCCUGGCCAUCUUAUAAAAAUUCAGGUGCUGAUAAUCUGAUACCUAUGGAGAUAGCAUUGAAAAUUGCUAGAAAGAUUAGAGCCAAAGAACGAUUUGCUGUAUAUGUGGUUAUACCUAUGUGGCCUGAAGGAGAUCCUUCUUCUUUUACUGUGCAAGAAAUCCUCUUUUGGCAGAGCCAGACAAUGCAGAUGAUGUAUGAAAUUAUUGCAAAGGAACUUAAAGAUGUUAAUAUUGAAGAUGCACAUCCACAAGACUAUCUUAAUUUCUAUUGUCUUGGAAAGUGCGAAGAAUUGCCAAAUAAUAACUUGCAGUUAAAUUGUGAAUCUUCCGACAGAAGUCCUGUGGCAUUAGCGCAAAAAUUUCGUCGAUUCAUGAUAUAUGUUCACGCAAAAGGGAUGAUUGUAGAUGAUGAAUAUGUGAUAAUUGGUUCAGCUAAUAUCAAUCAAAGAUCUAUGGCUGGUUCAAGAGACACCGAAAUAGCAAUGGGUGCAUACCAACCUCAUAAUACAUGGGCUGAGAAGACAAGGCAUCCAAAGGGCCAGGUAUAUGGAUAUAGGAUGUCUCUAUGGGCAGAGCAUCUGGGAUCAGCGGAUGGUCGCUUCGAGGAGCCCGAGAGCAUGGAGUGUGUAAAAGUCGUAAACCAAAUUGCCGACGAUAACUGGUUGCGAUACACCGCCAACGAAGCUACAUUGUUGACGGGCCACAUUCUCAAGUACCCUAUCAAGGUCGAGGCUGAUGGAAAAAUUGGACCUCUCCUUAACCAAGAGUGCUUUCCAGACAUCGGUGGCAAGAUUCUAGGAGCUCCUUCAAAUCUUCCUGACACUCUUACCACAUAAAUUCUCUCAGAUCAACAACAGCACAUACAACAACUGGAGAAAAGGAAAUAAGAGUUGUAUAAUUAGUUAAUGCAAAGUUUUAGAAAUAGACUUUUGAUCUCUCUGUUGGUUUAUUUACUUACUGGAAUUAGAUUUCUGUGCAUUUAUUGUGUACAUUAGAAAACAGGAACACCAAUAGGUACUUUCUGCUACCCAAAUUCUUACGAUUAAGAACCAACAAAAUGGA
Molecule: messenger RNA, 2944 nt
Organism: Zingiber officinale
Lineage: Eukaryota; Viridiplantae; Streptophyta; Magnoliopsida; Zingiberales; Zingiberaceae
Product: phospholipase D delta-like
Exons: 11
Coding region: 1-2718 (905 amino acids)
Biological process (GO): phospholipid catabolic process; phosphatidylcholine metabolic process
Cellular component (GO): plasma membrane
Molecular function (GO): D-type glycerophospholipase activity; calcium ion binding
Source: RefSeq, a predicted model, not a curated record